This is a messenger RNA of Erinaceus europaeus (western European hedgehog), 1826 nucleotides long. RefSeq lists its product as uncharacterized. The transcript has 15 exons. NCBI's taxonomy places the organism in Eukaryota, Metazoa, Chordata, Mammalia, Eulipotyphla, Erinaceidae. Bases 41 to 841 code for a protein of 266 amino acids. The record is from RefSeq and is a predicted model, not a curated record.
GAGAGGUGGUACCUGAGCAGAGGAUUGAUCGUGUCAGACAAUGGGAAACAUUUGUUGCUCUAAAGGUGCGUGCAGGGUCCUGCCACAGCAGUCAUCACCAGUUCUGGACUUCCCAGUGGAACAUGUCAGUGAAGGAGAACAGGCUGCCAGCACUCCAGUGCUUGUCUUCGGAUCCAAUGACCUGUAUACUCCAAAUUUAGAGGAAUCCAGCCCUGUGUUCACAUAUCCUCAGAAGUGGGCCAUUCCAGUCAGGGACUGUCUGAAACCUCUGUCAGAGAAGAACAGUUUGAUAAACGAUUGCAUUUUGGAGUCACUUGAGGAUUUGCCCACAAGUGAAGAAUUUCCAGAGGGUUCUGAUACAGGUGUCUUCAGUGGUGGAUCAGAGGGAGAUGUGUCUUCAUCUGACACUGAGGUAGCACAUACUUCUACCUCAAAGAAGCCACUGAAGAAGCGGUUUAUAAAGGUGAAUCUACGAAACCAGGCGAGAGAUGGAAGACUGAAGGGAACUGAGGUGGUGCGGAUAUCUAAAUUAUCGAAAGAUGUUACCUUCCUGGAUUCAGAUGAGGACAGCAGUGGAUGCAGUAGUGACAGUUUAUCCCAUGUUUCACUACCUGGAAUGGAAGCUCCAAUCACCUCCACCACAUUCACUGAAGAGUUGCGACGGUUGAAUCCAAGUUUCGAGACUGGUAAAGGUGAACCUCAGUUGACUACCAUGGCUCCAUUCUUCUCCACCCGAAAUGAUGUACAGUUCAGAAGGCUGAAUCCCAGUCUUGAGAGUGGUGUAGGUGGACCUCAGCAGAUUGACAUGGUGAGCAGCUUUUUUUUUUUCAUUUUCUCCUGAAUUAUUUCCUUUCCAGUCAAGUUCAGAUGAGUUUGAAACUGCACAUUGUAGAUGACAGAUAAUAGUAUCUAGGUGGGAAGUGUUGAGGCAGAAUUUAAUGUCAGUGAUGGCUGACUCCAGAAACCUCUCUCAGUACAGGAACUCAUUGUGGUGACUCACCCUAUGGUAGAGGUCCUUCACCAUGUUGUUUUAGAGUGCUACCAUGCUGGACUGACUGGUCUUGAGUAGAACAUCCCCAAAAUUAUUUUUAUGGAGAAUUAUUUUUUUUACUUUUUUAUUUAUUUAUAAUAGACUUAAAUUUUUGCUCAAUUAUUGUUUUAAAACUUUUACUUAUAAAAAUGAAAUACUGAAAACAUAAUAGGAUAAAAGGUGUACAACUCCACACAAUUCCCAUAACCAGAACUCUGAAUCACAUCCCCUCCCCUGAUAGAUUUCCUCUUCUUCAUCCCUCUGGGUGUAUGGACUCAGGCUCAUGGGGUGCAGAAGGUGGAAUUCUGGCUUCUAUAAUUGCUUCCCCACAGAACAUGGGCAUUGGCAGGUGGAUACAUACUCCUUGCCUGUCUUUCUCUUUCUCUAGUGGGGUGGGACAUAUUGUUAGUGUCAUCUGCCCAAAGAAGUCCAUUUGGCACCAUGUUAGCAUCUUGAACCCAUGGCUGAAAGAAUAAUUAACAUAUAAAGUCAAACAAAUUGUUGACUUAUCAUGAACCUAAAGGUUGGAAUAGUGCAGAUGAAGAUUUUGCAGGAAGAAGGGGUGGGGUUUUGAUUGGUAGAUAGUUAUUAUUCCUGUUUUAGUUAUAUUCCAAAGGACUUAUGACUAUACUAGGUUUUUAAAUUUUUUUUUUCUGAGCCUGACUUCUGAUAUGCAGGUGGAUUCAAGUUAUUGUGUGGGGAGAUGAUGUCAUGGUUGUAAAAAGGACCAGAAAGUUGAAUCAGGGAGACAGUAGCUUCCAAUUAUGUAAAUCUCAUCAAUUUAGCCCAUAUUCAA